Messenger RNA from Drosophila ficusphila, 2084 nucleotides. RefSeq names its product putative GTP-binding protein 6. The transcript is spliced from 4 exons. Gene Ontology annotation, molecular function: GTP binding; ribosome binding. Lineage: Eukaryota; Metazoa; Arthropoda; Insecta; Diptera; Drosophilidae. Gene Ontology annotation, cellular component: cytoplasm. The coding region runs from base 1 to 1584 and encodes 527 amino acids. The record is from RefSeq and is a predicted model, not a curated record.
AUGUCCGGUAUACGGAUACUGGGCCGUUUGGCCAGGAGUCUUACUCUCCAUUCGGUUGUAAGGAUUCCCGUACGCUGCAAGUACAACCAACACCAAGGAGUUAAGGGCAUCCGCAACAGAAAGAGCUUCUUUGAGGCCCAGAUGCAGGCUGGUCAAAGAAGCGAAGGAGACGACGACUUGAAUCAGGAAGAGAGGUCAUCCAAUGGGGAUUUGGCAGACAUGCGAUUUCUGGAUGACCGUGCCUAUGAUGAGGUGGCAGGUGGAGCCAUGCGAAUUACCCGCGACAUAGCCAGCUCCCAGCAAGUGCUCAUUCUCCAACCUUAUGUAAAGUGGGCUGCUAAGCGCCAAAACACGUCCAUCGAUGUUAGGCCAGAGGAUCAGCUCUCGGAGGCCUCAGCUCUGAUUCACUCCUUGCCCAACUGGCAGGUGGCCAAGGCACUCAAAGUUCCCUUGGAAAGUCUCGAGAAAAAGACCCUCUUUGGCAGCGGAAAGCUGUUGGAACUCAAGGAGCUGGUCACCGAAUUGCGUCAAGAACGGCAGCUCACCUGCCUGUUUGUGAGCAAGGGCACGCUUUCCUUCGCCCAAAAACGCUUUCUAGAGGCUGAGUUUCGAUUGCCGGUAAUGGAUCGCUACUCAGUGGUUAUACAGAUUCUAAGGCUACAUGCCACUAGUGCCGAAGCAAAGCUACAGGUGGCCAUGGCUGAGCUGCCUUACAUUUGGGCCCAGGCCAAGGAUGCCAGUGUCACACAGACGCGGCGCCAGGGAUAUGCAUUGACAGAUCUGCAGAAAGAGAUCUUGCGCACCAGGGAGCGCAAAUUGCGAGCGGAACUAGAUAGAGUGCGCCGGCAGAGGCAGCUGCUCCGACAGAAACGGAAGCAACAAAACUAUCCCAUUGUGGCUGUGGUGGGCUACACCAAUGCUGGCAAGACCUCCUUAAUCAAGGCUUUAACUGUGGAGGAUGCCCUGCAGCCCAGGAAUCAGUUGUUUGCUACCCUCGAUGUUACGGCCCAUGCGGGUUGUUUGCCCUGCAAUCUUCAAGUGAUUUACAUGGACACCGUGGGCUUCAUGUCUGAUUUGCCAACAGGACUAUUCGAGUGUUUCGUGGCUACUUUGGAGGAUGCCAUGUUGGCGGAUGUAAUAGUGCACGUCCAGGAUCUCUCUCAUCCAUGCCAUGCCGCACAACGCAGCCAUGUGGAAGCCACGCUUCGAUCUUUAGCCUUCAAUGUGGCGGGUGGAGAUUCCACAGCAAGUCAAUUGCCACCCAUCAUUAAUGUAUACAACAAAUGUGAUCUGGUACCAUCCGAGGCGCAAUCAUCUGCUGAUCCCGUGCAUCGUAUAUCAGCCCGAGCCCAAACAGGAUUAGAACCACUUCUAGACGACAUUGAGCAGCAGAUACUGACCGCCACCGGGCGAAGAAAACUUCAGAUGCGAGUGCCCAGCGGCGGACCUGAAAUGGCAUGGCUUUAUAAAAACGCAGCCGUAGUGGAAACCACAGCGGAUGAGAAUAAUCCGGAGCGUCUAAUGAUGCACGUGGUCAUUAGCCAACGUACCUUGGACCAGUUCAAGCGACAGUUCUGCCGAUGACCACAUAUCUUGAAUUUAAAGUCACAUUUAUCAAGUUUCUGGGGCGCAACUGGCACCGACUAAAUUGUUUAUUAUUGCUCUGCUUUUUUGUUGGUUUAGUUACUAGCGGGUGUAGUUAGGAUUGGUGUUGUUUUUCGAUUUAAAUUCUAUAUAAAUAUAAAGUUAUCUACCACAAAAAUAAAACGAAACGAUGUCUAAAAAUAUUAUUAAACAGAAUAUUUGUAUUGCACUUUUCAGACACUUUGUGCUGUGGAUUCCUGUAGGAAUAAUCGGACCUGAACCCAACUUGGAAUCAGGUUUCGAAUCAACCGUGUUUUAUGUUUCUAAGAGGCAAGUCCAGCAGGUUGCCUUUAUGUUUUUUGUGUGGUUUUGACUUGUGUAUUGGCACAGUAGAAUAACUACAAACAAUCCAGAGCGAUUUUAACUUAAAAUAAAAAAAUUAAACAAACUUAACACCAGCCUAGAUUAACAAAAACGUUUCAAAAACAUCCUACAAAUUU